This is a messenger RNA of Malus domestica (apple), 1037 nucleotides long. RefSeq lists its product as uncharacterized. Gene Ontology annotation, cellular component: mitochondrial large ribosomal subunit; ribosome. NCBI's taxonomy places the organism in Eukaryota, Viridiplantae, Streptophyta, Magnoliopsida, Rosales, Rosaceae. The record is from RefSeq and is a predicted model, not a curated record. Gene Ontology annotation, biological process: negative regulation of translation; translation. Gene Ontology annotation, molecular function: structural constituent of ribosome; mRNA binding.
CUGAUAUUAAGCUCCAGCAGCAAUAGAGAAAAACCCGGUCGAAGCAACCCAACACCUUGUAUUCAUUUGCCCAAACCCUAUACCUCCGCAGGGUUUUACAGGUGGAUGAUUCGCGUUUGAAAAAAGCCCCAAUCGGAGAAAACGAAGGAGAGAAAUGGCGGGCCAAGCAGCUGCCGCGUUUAGUGGCAACAUGAAGAGAGCUCUUGCUGGCCUGAGACGCAUUGAUCUUGACGGUCUGCGGUGGAAAGUUUUCGAUGCGAAGGGCCAGGUUCUUGGAAGACUAGCAGCUCAAAUAUCUACAGUGAUUCAAGGAAAGGAUAAACCAACAUACGCUCCAAACCGAGAUGAUGGCGAUAUGUGCAUUGUGCUUAACGCGAAGGAUGUUUGUGUCACGGGGAGAAAAAUGACCGAUAAGGUUUAUUAUUGGCAUACUGGGUAUGUGGGUCACCUCAAGCAAAGGAAUUUGAAGGAUCAGUUUGCUAAAGAUCCUACAGAAGUCAUUCGCAAAGCUGUUAUGCGCAUGCUGCCGAGGAACAAACUGCGCGAUGAUAGAGAUAGGAAGCUGAGGAUAUUUGCUGGCGAUGAACAUCCCUUCGCUGACAGGCCCCUUGAACCAUACCUGAUGCCCCCUCGGAAUGUAAGGGAAAUGCGACCCCGUGCAAGACGAGCCAUGGUCCGUGCUCAGAAAAAGGCUGAACAGCAACAACUGGAUGCCGGUGAUCCACGGAGGGGGAGGAAGAAAGAUAGAGCGGAAGUAACCGCAUGAAGAGGUAUUUGAGCUUAUUUCCUGUUUCGAAAGCUGCCGGUGUAUAGCUACCAUAUAUGGGGCUUGAUUCACGACUUAUUUGGAGCACUUUUACUAUAACUAUGUUUGAUGAUCAUUGUCUGGUCAGAAUUUUAAUUUUUGGUUAGAGCUGUCAAAAGUUUAGUUGUCUUGUGGAAAUUGGCCGGCAUUUUUCCAGUAAUAAUGUUUUUAGGUGAUUCUUCGGAUGCAGUUUCGAAUUCUAAUGAUAAACGGUUCAGUUAUUCGCCACGAA